Messenger RNA from Babjeviella inositovora NRRL Y-12698, 2414 nucleotides. RefSeq lists its product as uncharacterized. The record is from RefSeq and is a predicted model, not a curated record. Gene Ontology annotation, molecular function: phosphatidylinositol binding. The transcript has a single exon. Lineage: Eukaryota; Fungi; Ascomycota; Pichiomycetes; Serinales. Gene Ontology annotation, biological process: retrograde transport, endosome to Golgi. Bases 94 to 2028 code for a protein of 644 amino acids.
UGGCCACUGUUAUCGCCCGCAGUUUAAUUUGCCCCAGUCUACUAUACCCCCACAAUCGCACCGGUCUCUCUUUAAAACCUCUAUAAGCUCAUUAUGGAAGUCCUGGAAAACCCUUUCGUCAGGAGCACCAGCCCGUAUGACCGCCCCGCUACACCCGAAGAUUCGGCCUUGCCGCCGGUUAGCCACCCACCACCCGACUUGUACACCAGCUUUUUUGCAGACGAAUAUGACAACAACCCCCAAUCAGGGUACUCUAUCCAAGAAGACACGACCGAGGGAUUUAUGGAGGAAUCGACAGGGGAGCCAGUUGGGGGUUCCUCCGAGGUUGGGUCCGACUAUAGCGAUGAAGCGUCGAUGCUUGUGAGCCAUGACCAGCAGAGCUCCCAUGCCGUUAACGCUGCCGGUAUAAAACCUCAGCAAACAGAGCUUGUGGAAAACUCAAUGUUUAUCUCGCAAAACCUCGACAUCUCGGAUGGGCUCCGUUCGCUCAUCGGACAGGACUCGGUGCCGGUGCAAAUAGCCCACACGGGGCGGUUUUCGGCGUACUCACAGGCGUCAAACCCGCACGCUCCGCGCCAGUCGCUCGUCUCAAAUGUCAUCUACUACACAAUAGACUUGAACUAUGGCCAAUUUGUGGUGCAGAGACGGUACAGCGAGUUCAGCUCCUUGCGCGACGCGCUUUGUCGCCUCUACCCGACCAGAUACGUGCCCACGAUCCCGGAAAAGCACUCGUUUAUGAACUACAUUCUUGGGGGAAACAACACGCUGCAUUCAAAAAUCAACCUUUCAAUCAUCGAGUACCGCAAACGCUAUUUGACCGACUUUUUGGUGGAAAUCAUCGGCAACCCUGUGUAUCGUCCCCUCAAGCACUGCGAGCUAUUCAUCAAGUUUCUCGAUCCCUCAGAGAGUAAUUGGGAUGCGGUAAUCCAUUCACCGCCGAUGACAUUGAUUCCGACGUCUUAUUUACUCGCAAACCCCAUCAAUCCCACCGAAGCGGAGGGGAUCCGUUCACUACUCCCAUUGCCGCUUGUGUCUCAGAUCAAUGCCUUCAAGUUCCAGGAUACGAAAGCGAAGGACGGCGAAGCUUAUAACGUGAAAUUCGCCCAGCUAGAGCAACGCUUCCACCAGUCGCACAGACUCGUGCGCGAGCUAGGCACCGUGAGUGGGAAGCUAGACAACCUCUACGAGCGGUUGAUCAAAAACUACAUUGAAUUGGGCGGAAACUUGAACAAUUUCGCCUUAACGGUAGAAUCGUCGUCUACCACCUUCCGCGAAAGCGUAGAAGCCGAGGACGAAGCCAACCACAACCUCUCCUUGGUGAUUGAGAAGUUUGGGUCCACCAUCGACAAGAACUUUCUCCACAUGGAGGCGUUCCAGUACCAGCAACAGCUUCAGCUACACGAACACAUGAAGAUCAGCAUCGGUUCCAAAACCCAGGAGUUGCUCAAGUUGCUAAACUUUGUCAAGCUCAAGCAGAUCCAGCUCAUGCUCACCCAGAAGAAGUACCAGGGAUACGCUGACAGCAAAAAGCAGAUCGAAAGCCGGGUGGAGCAGAAUGAGCGUCUCCAGGAUGCGUUGCUACGGGGCAGUGAGCUCAGUCCAAGCAUCGCAGAGGCCAUCCAGCGAUACGAAACGUCCCAUCGCAGAGGCGCCAAUGGAAACGGCUGGUUCACCGUCUUUGGCGGCAAGCGGGCGAGCCGUCCGGUGGAUUCUGGUGUCCAUGGCGACAACUCAUCCACCCAUUCGCUGGUGUCGACAAAUUCCUCGGAGGAUCAGACCGAGGCACACCGCAAGAUCAAGCUAUUGGAUGACGAGAUGGACAGCCUCAAGCGGUUGAUCCAGGUGAUCCAGGCAGACGUGAAUGCGGUUUCGGAGCAUGUGGCAGUUACCUUGGACGAGGAGUGCACGUUGAUUGCGCAGGACUGGUUGAGGAUCAUGAUGCGCAACAGUCGGAAUAUCCAGAUCAUGAGCGAGGAGAAUUUGAGUGCCUGGCAGGAGUUGAAGGACGAGAUUGGGGAGUUGCUCUAAGGAGGUUGUCGGCCCCGAGUAUGUGUCAGUACCGCGCGGAUAUGCGUAACAUUGUCAAGGUUUUACCAGGAUGCCUCCGCUAAACCGUUGGCGCAUCCUCUGAAUAUUGUCAUAUUCCUAGAUUCGUCGCAUAGAAAACAUACGAGGAUGGUUUAUUAUGAUAAUUUACUAUUAAAUGCGGUCUAGCUGUAGCAUGGUUGAAUGAGUAUGCAUGGCACAGUCCGGUGUGGCCGGUUAAAUUUCCGUAGACUCUCGACGAUAAAUGCCCCUUGGUUUUCAAGAUAAGUUUAGCUCAAACACCGGUUAAAAAGUUUGGGAAUUCUCCCUUAUGCAUUCGGCCGAAAAAAAACAAAAAAAAAUCACUCCAUAGAGAUACACCUAAGGAC